Molecule: messenger RNA, 591 nt
Organism: Erythranthe guttata (spotted monkey flower)
Lineage: Eukaryota; Viridiplantae; Streptophyta; Magnoliopsida; Lamiales; Phrymaceae
Source: RefSeq, a predicted model, not a curated record
AUGAACGAGAUACGUGAAGUGGCAGAGGCUUACUAUGCAAGAGCAACAGUAGACGAGAAAAACUCGGCCCUGGAUUUUUUCCGAUCACUGGACGACAACAACGACGGCACGAUCAGCCAUGCGGAGUUCCGGAAACUAGUGGAUCCAUCUUUAUCUACCGACAAACUGUUCAAGGAGCUCGACAAAAACAACGACGGCACACUUGAUUUCAACGAGGUCCUGGCCCUCUACUACAUCCAGAAAUGCGGCGCGCGUUUGUGCGACGUGUGCCGCGAUAUCCUGCUUACGUCGUACUUCUCUUGCCUCCUCUGCGAGAAGCACCUCCCGUAUUCCUUCGACCUCUGCUGCGGCUGCUACGGCGGUGGGGCGUUCGAGCACCGUCACCCGCCGUCCAAAUUCAUCGACAACCGUUCGAUACGGCUGCUGCUUGAUAAGAUCAUGAAACACGCCGAAGUUAGCGAAUCCGGUGACGAUGUUAAAUUAGUGACGGCAAAGGAACUUUUCGACGCGUUUGGUAACGGUGUAAAGAUUGGCAAUGCCGCAGUUCACAUUGGCAAUUUCGCAGUCGUCGCCGGCUGUUGCAUCAUGUAG